AACCAAUCGUCUGCUAGCGUCGUAGACCAGCAUGGCUUACAUACCAUGGAAACCAGACGCUCGCGCCAGUUCAAACAGUCUUCACAAAGCUUGAAUACAGGUGAUUUUACCAAUAGAUGCUUGUGAAAUACUUCAGUGAUGCAUGAAAAGGACUGACAUAUACAUGUACAUGUAAUGUGACAAGAACUCUUCAGGGAUUAUGAAAGAUUCCCUAAUGUAGAAGAAUGGCAGCUGGCAAGAGACAUUUGAAAGCUGUGGCUUCUUUGGGCACUGUUAAUCAGGCCUUGACUAUAGAGCAAGUACCCAAAAUGAAAGAGGUGGUGUCAGCUUAUCGAGAUCAGUCAAAGUUGAGGCUUCAUGGUAAUCGCCUGUCAGUUCCUCCUCUGAAAUGUGUGGAUACGAUGGUUGAACGAGCUAGUAAACCGGAAACAACGGCUAGUUCAGAAGCUAGUAUGGCAUCGCUGGACGUCGUGGAGAGGAAGGAACUCAGUCAAGUUAAGGCUAAAGAGAAGCAGUUACACUCCAAAAUAGCUAACCUGAAUAAAAUUAUAGAAGACCUGAAAAAACAACUACGUCUAAAGGAAACUGCUCUUGAUGACCUGGAAGUAAAGAUAAAAAUGAAGGAAGAAGAUUACAGAGAGCAGAUUCAGAAGGAAAGGAAGAGUCACCUGCAGACUAGGUAUAGUCUGGAUCAGACGUCAGAACAGCUGGCUAUCACAAGAUCAGAUCUACACACACUGAGGGAGGAAUAUGAACUCAAACUGAAAUGUUUAAAAGAACAGAAGGAGGCUGAACUUUCUGAUUUGAAAGAGCAGAAGGAUGAUGAGAUAGCUCGUAGGGACAAUACCCUCCGAAAGUUGAAGAAACAGAUGGCAGAUGCGCUAAUGGACAAUUCAAAAGAACGCCAAGUUCAGUUGGAAGAACUGACAAAAGAACUAAGUAGAGUUCAGGAAGAUUCUGAAAUUUUGCAGUUUAAGCUCAGAACUUACAGAAAUAAACAACAAGCAUCCUGCCCUGGCUGUAAAGACCUGACACAAGAGGUGAACAGAUUAAAACCUCUAACAAAGCGCCAAGACGAAACGAUCAGAGAUCUACAAGUUGUCUGCACUAAACUAGAGCUUCAGCUGUCGGAACAGGAUGAGUUACUCCAACGAUUUGAGGUAGAGGAUCAGUUGAAGUCACUCACCCCUCCUUGAUGCAUCCUGGUGCCCUCAUUGAUCAUUAAGAGAGAAAACUGUGUUUCUUGAGGGAUUGGCAAUCAAACAUCAUUUUUUUUUCGGAGAGCUUUUUGUGCAGGGUAGAUUUAGUAUUGUCCUUUGCGUUACUUGUUUGAAAACUCAAACAGGUGCUCAAGUAGGUGCUCAAGAAUCUUGCUAUAUAGAAUGGGACAUAAGUGUUGAUGUUGAGGGAACUGUCCUUCUUGAUCGACAGGUGAUCAAAUCUAAUCGUCUUUUUGUAUAACAUUUUAAAAAUGGUUACUACUUUUUGGUGACAUUACUGGAGAUUCAAGAUGUGAAAGUAGGAAUUCGGUAAUAUUAUUGACUUGAUUCAACAAUUCCUUGAUCAUUAAGAUAGGGAAUUGUUCUGCGUAGUCCAUAAGAGAGGAAACUGUCCUUUUUGAUCAGUUAGAAAGGGAACUACAUGUACAUGAAUUCUGCUUGAUCAGUGACAUUUAGAGUAUACUGUUUGAUAUACUAGAGAGGAAACAUGCCCCCCUUGAUGAAUCAAAAAGGGAAAUGUGAUUGAUCUGUGAGAAAGUGAACUGUCGUUGUUCAGUGAGAAAGGGAACUGUCCGUGAUGAAUGAGAAAGGCAACUGUCCAUGAUGAUGAGAAAGGGAACUGUUCAUGAUGGAUGAGAAAGGGAACAGUCCAUGAUGAAUGAGAAAGGGAACAGUCCAUGAUGAAUGAGAAAGGGAAUAGUCCAUGAUGAAUGAGAAAGGAAAUAGUCCAUGAUGAAUGAGAAAGGAAAUAGUCCAUGAUGAAUGAGAAAGGGAACAGUCCAUGAUGAAUGAGAAAGGGAACAGUCCAUGAUGAAUGAGAAAGGGAACAGUCCAUGAUGAAUGAGGAAAGGGAACUGUUCAUUAGCAAUGAGAAAGUGAACAGUCCAUGAUGAAUGAGAAAGGGAACUGUUCAUUAGGAAUGAAACUGUCCUUGAUCAAUGAGAAAACAGAGAUCAGUGAGAAAACAGUUGAAAACAGAGAAAAGGAACAGGAUGAGCUUGCUGUUAUCUUUCACAUAUUGGGGUCAUGUGGUUAGAAUUGGCCAGGAUUGAGCAUAUUACUUGCAUACAACUAGGUAGAACAUCAUAGCAGAAGACACGGCUCUGCUAUAAAGACGAUUACACUGUACUGUUCACUGUAGGAUCUAUUUAUUUAUUUUAUUGGUGUUUUAUGCCAUACUCAAGUAUAUUUCAUUUAUGUUAUGGCUGCCAGCAUUAUGGUGGGAGGAAAUCGGGCAAAGACCGUGGGAAACCCACAACUAUCCGCAGGUUGCUGGAAGACCUUCCUAUGUAUCGCUGGAUAGGAAGCCAACAUGAGUUGGAAUUGAACUCAAAGCAACUGCAUUGGUAGGAGGCUCCUGAGUCAUUGCACUUACAUGCUAACCCCCUCGGCCAUGGAGACCCCUGUCACUGUUGGAGGCAGUGUUUGUGGGUAAUUGCUGUGUGAGAGGAAUACAUGCCUGUGGUAGUUUGUUAGAAAUCUUGUGUCUUCCACAAUAUCUCAUGAUCACGAUUCCUUACACACAUCAUUUCAUGCCUUUGUGUUGUUUGAGGACGACAGAAUCACCUGUCAGAGUGUCAAAGCAUUUCUGUACUUUAUCUUGUGAACUGUGUCACCCUAUGGCAUUAUAAUGU
Liolophura sinensis is the source of this 2854-nucleotide messenger RNA. RefSeq names its product unconventional myosin-XVIIIa-like. Bases 225 to 1196 code for a protein of 323 amino acids. The record is from RefSeq and is a predicted model, not a curated record. The transcript is spliced from 7 exons. NCBI's taxonomy places the organism in Eukaryota, Metazoa, Mollusca, Polyplacophora, Chitonida, Chitonidae.